AGAAAAAAAAGUGCACGCAAAGCGAGGAUCGGGUGGUUGGGUGUAUUCGCUGGUGAUCCGACCCGGAAAUUACCCUAAAUGGCCGAGGCAAGUGUGGCAUCGAGAAAGACGAAACUGCUGAAUCGGCGGCGAUUCGCGAGUUCCUGAGCAACGAACGAACGAUGCAACCACUGAGGGACGAAGACUCGUCUUCGAUUCAUCACGACUCUAAAAACUCUUCUAUCCCUUCCGGUGAUACUUCCGUCUGGGCCGAUGUCUCGCCUCUCCUCUCCGCCGCCUGCACUGAUCUUCAAGAGGGCCAACUCAUUAAUGAGGUUCAACUCAUUUUGCAGAUCUUCAAGAGGGCCAACUCAUUUUGAGAUAAUUUCAAUCUUUUUGCUGCCAUGUCUGCUUUGGAGAUUAUGGACCCAAAGAUGAAUUCUGGAAUGGUGUCUACAUUUUAUUCUAUAGAUGAAGCCAUCGAAAGCGGUUUUGCGCCGGUCCCUGUAAGCUCUGAUAGUACUGUUAAUGUGCAAUCCAUUAUUGACAUUAUGGACCAUCUUCUGGCGUGCGAGGCAACGUGGCACAUGGGUCAUUCGCUGGCCCAAACUGUGUUUUCAUGCAUCUAUGUUCUGAGGCCUGAAAGGACAUCUUCACAGGCUCUAUUGCAUUCUUAUUGUAGGGUCAUCCGAGCAACUUGCAGGGCAGUUGUUUCUGUUGUUUCAGAUGCACGUACAAAUGAAGUAAUUAACUUUAACAAAUUUUUGUCCUCUUUUACUCUUGCGGUAUUAAGCAAAUGUUUACUUCUUAGAUCUUUUAAUCUGUCCAACAUUUUGUUUUCUGGCAUAAAGAAACGUAGUUAUUUACCCAUUUGACAUUUUAAUAGUUGUCACUAACCA
Camelina sativa (false flax) is the source of this 878-nucleotide messenger RNA. The record is from RefSeq and is a predicted model, not a curated record. NCBI's taxonomy places the organism in Eukaryota, Viridiplantae, Streptophyta, Magnoliopsida, Brassicales, Brassicaceae.